AUGCACAAGAAAUACGGGCCCAUUGUCAGAAUCAACCCAUAUGAGCUGCACAUCAUUGAUCCCGAGUUCUACGAUGAACUCUACUCAUCUAACAGGAAGUCCGACAAGUAUCGGUGGUGGACCAAUCUCGCCGGCGCGGACGGCAGCUCGUUCUCGACUGUGCCGCAUGAUCUGCACCGGCUGCGCCGCGGGGCUCUGAAUCCAUUCUUCUCGGUCCGCUCCGUGACCCAACUGGAGCCGCUGAUCCGGUCCAAGGUGGAGAAGCUCUCGGCGAGGUUUGGCGAGAUCGCGCAGACGGGCGAAGUGGUCCGUCUUGAUGCCGCGUUCAUGGCGCUGACGAUGGACAUCAUAUGCGAUUACGCCUUUGCGAAUGAUCGGAAGUACCUGGACGAACCUGACUUCAAACUGAUAUGGAAAGAGACCAUCAUCGGGGCGUUUGAAGGCGGGGCUGUUGGUCGGCAAUUUCCCUGGAUGUUGCCGGUCAUGAAAAGACUGCCCUUGUCAGUUGUUUCUGCGAUGAACCCAUCAGUUGGCCAUCUACUUCGCUGGCAAGCGGGUGUUAAACAACAGGUUGAGCCAAUUUUAGACGGAAAGGACAGCCAGCCUGGGGCUGCUUCGAGAACCAUCUUUCAUAUGCUGCGCGACAGCGACUUGCCCCCAGAAGAGAAGACCUUGCAGAGGUUGUGCGACGAGGCGGAGAUUUUGACUGGCGCAGGGUCUGAGACAACAGCCCAAACCCUCACUCGAAUCCUCUUUUAUCUGAAAACUCCGUCAUUCGUGAAGGGCUUCGACUUUCAUAUGGAGUUACGACUCGUCUACCACGCAUCGCCCACCACGACAUCCAGUAUGGUGAACAUGUCAUUCCGGCAGGGGUAA
Colletotrichum chrysophilum is the source of this 876-nucleotide messenger RNA. RefSeq lists its product as uncharacterized. Gene Ontology annotation, molecular function: monooxygenase activity; iron ion binding; oxidoreductase activity, acting on paired donors, with incorporation or reduction of molecular oxygen. The transcript has 3 exons. Bases 1 to 876 code for a protein of 291 amino acids. The record is from RefSeq and is a predicted model, not a curated record. NCBI's taxonomy places the organism in Eukaryota, Fungi, Ascomycota, Sordariomycetes, Glomerellales, Glomerellaceae.